Periconia digitata is the source of this 1500-nucleotide messenger RNA. NCBI's taxonomy places the organism in Eukaryota, Fungi, Ascomycota, Dothideomycetes, Pleosporales, Periconiaceae. The record is from the annotation of a GenBank genome assembly.
ACCGCGCUUGCGUGCUGUUCGGCGCCGUGCUGUCCUAGAAUUGCAGUCAUGCCCAGCAUAGGGAGCAUAGCCUACUAUGCUACACACCCGACCCAGCUGCGGUCAAUAAUACAAUGGAAGGUGUGGCACAAUCCUGUGCACGAGCUCGACGAGUCUAAAGAGACGGCAAGCCUCCAGCGAUGUUUUCACUUUCUGAGAUUGACUAGCCGGAGUUUCGUUGCUGUUAUUCUGGAGUUGCAUCCAGAGCUCUUGGUACCCAUCAGCCUGUUCUACCUAGCCCUACGAGGCCUGGACACAAUAGAGGAUGACAUGACGAUACCCCUGGAGAAGAAGGAGCCGUUACUGCGAGAUUUUCACAACAUUCUCGAGAAGGACGGUUGGAACUUCACGGAGAACGGUCCGAACGAAAAAGACCGGCAAUUGCUGGUUGAAUUUCACGUUUUCGUCGAGGAAUACAAAAAGCUCAAGCCGGCCUACAAAGCCAUCAUCAAGGAUAUUACCGAGCGUAUGGGCAACGGUAUGGCAGACUAUGCAAAGAAUGCGGAACAUAACAUCGCCGGUGUGAACACUAUCCAAGACUACGAACUUUACUGCCAUUACGUCGCUGGACUUGUGGGUGAAGGCCUCACUCGUCUUUUCGUCGAAGCUGGGUUGGCGAAUCCUGCCUUGCUCAAAAGGAAAGAUCUCCAUGAAUCCAUGGGUCAAUUACUGCAGCAGGUCAACAUCAUCCGUGAUGUAAGAGAAGACUUCGACGACAAGCGACGAUUCUACCCCAAGGAGGUUUGGUCCAAGCAUGUGGACAACUUUGAGGAUAUCUUCAAACCCGAGAACAAAGCGAAGGCCUUGGCCAUCAACUCGGAAAUGACUCUGCUGGCCCUGAACCGCGCUGAUGAUUGCCUGUACUACCUCGCGGGUCUCAGGGAACAGAGCGUUUUCAACUUCUGCGCUAUCCCCCAGUCCAUGGCCAUGGCGACGCUGGAAGCGUGUUUCCAGAAUUAUGACAUCUAUCUCAAGAACGUCAAGAUAACGAAGGGCGAUGCUUGCCAAUUGAUGAUCGAAUCGACACAGAAUCUCCAGCUGGUCUGCGAGGUUUUCAAGAGAUACGCCCGCAAGAUACAUCAGAAGAACAACUUCACUGACCCGAACUUCCUCAAGAUCAGCAUUGCGUGUGGGAAGAUUGAACAAUUCAUUGAGACCAUCUUCCCGUCACAGAAGCCACCGAUUGACGCGAAGCAGAACCCAGCCAGUGCGCAGGAAGCCGAGCGACUCAAGAAGGAGGCUGAGGAAGCGAAAUGGGACAACAUCUAUAUGAUAGGUGCCGUUGUGGCAACCAUCUUUGUGAUCACUGGAACAAUGCUAUUGACCGCUUGGUUAGCUGGCGCACGGUUCGACAUUGCCUUUGCUCAGUUCAAACAGCAGAUAGGGCAGCUGUUGGGCUCAGGCGAUCUCCGCAACAGCACAAGCCCAAAGGUAUCUCCAGAAGGCCACAGUGAACUGUAG